Molecule: messenger RNA, 1137 nt
Organism: Musa acuminata subsp. malaccensis (wild Malaysian banana)
Lineage: Eukaryota; Viridiplantae; Streptophyta; Magnoliopsida; Zingiberales; Musaceae
Source: RefSeq, a predicted model, not a curated record
GCAGUGUCGGUUGGCGGAUGAACAUGCCAGGCUUUGACAUGCACCUUCCUGCUCUGUUACUCCCGCGGCCGUCUAUUUCGUGUGAGACAGAGGGGUUGGAGAAAGAAAUGGAUGCUGAAGCAAACGACGACUCCGUCUGAGGAAGAAGAAACUGCAGAGCGGAGGGAGUGCGUCAGAGUCUCUUACAGCUUUGCAUGGGAUUACGUGAAGAAGGAAACCCGAUGGAUGGGUGCUCCGAGAUUCGGAAACUGGCGGAAGAUAGAUCCCGGUGGCGACGGCCGACAGUUGUGGUUGUGGCGCCACCGAGGAGGACCCCACCUGUUCCCCCCUCGGACUCCCCAUCAUGUCGACUUCGCACUCAAGGCAGCAUGGAGAGCGGUGGCCUGCGGGCGGCUGGUAACCGUCCCCUCCCUCUCUCUCAUCUAAAUGCUCGCUCCUCCAUCGGCUCCCCGUUCCAUCCCGGCUCUCCUUCGUGAUGAUGCGAGCCCUUUGAUUCUUCCCUCGGAACAGUGCAGAGGAGACAGAUGGUCGGCAUCUUCGCUCUGUUCUCCGCCGGGAGGAUCAGCCACCGCCGGACGAAGAGCGCGGCUGACGUGAGGCAAGUAUUUUUGGCUCCAAACAUGGAGGUCGGAGGUUCCUCUACCGGCACUGACCAUGAAGCUGAUGUAAACGACGAGUUCAAACCGAUCGAGCACCCGACGGAGCCGCUCGACCACGAUCAACCCGUGAGAUGCCCGCUGCCCGAUCCUUCGAUACUUGAUGAUGGUGGAACGUGGAAGGGAAGGAUAUCUUCUGCAAGUGCCGGCACAGCUGGCUUGCCCAUGGUGAAGCAAGACACGGAUGUGAAACCUCAAGCUGGUGAAACCACGGCGCAUUCCAUCUCACCUGGACGCGUCUCGUCGGCAUCCAUCGGCGUUCCUGAGCAUCGUUUCGUGACCGUGCAUGAAGAAGACUGCAACACGGAUGAAACCCAGAUUGCGGAUGGCUGAUAACUUGUGCUUCCUUGCUUCAUGUGUUCUUCCUCCCCGACUGCUGCUGCUGUUGAAUCUUACCACAUUCAAUUGUUGAUAGACCAAAUCUAUCUUCAUUGCCGAGUGCUUGUUCAUGCAGAAGCUAAAUAUGUCUCAAAAUUGAUUA